Molecule: messenger RNA, 2105 nt
Organism: Myzus persicae (green peach aphid)
Lineage: Eukaryota; Metazoa; Arthropoda; Insecta; Hemiptera; Aphididae
Product: solute carrier family 35 member C2-like
Exons: 4
Coding region: 540-1991 (483 amino acids)
Biological process (GO): UDP-glucose transmembrane transport
Cellular component (GO): cis-Golgi network; endoplasmic reticulum-Golgi intermediate compartment; Golgi apparatus
Molecular function (GO): antiporter activity
Source: RefSeq, a predicted model, not a curated record
GACGUUAUGAACAUAACAUAUCAAUGUAUAUACACAGAAUAUAUGUAUAGUGCUAUAUAUGUCAUUAUGAUAAAAAUUAUCAAAAAAAAAAAUUAAUAAAAACAAUGUACCUAUCCUAAAAAUAAAUGUACAGCCAAUAAAAUUUAUUGGCAAUAACCAUUAGCGAUUAGCCAUAAUAAAUUUAUAAAUUAUAAGAAACCUUAGGAUAAAUAUCGUAUUAACAUCUUUUCAAAGUUCUAACCAGAAUUAAAAUCGUUAUUUUUUAUCAUAAAAUCGUAUUUUGUCAACGUUGUGAAUUCAGAAUUAGUAAGUAGUUAGUACUAAUGAAUUAUAUAGUUACCAGUGUUGCGAUCAGAAAUAAUAAGUUUGAACCCGUUAAUCAAGAAACAAGCGCUAUUUUUAUAUUUCUACAAUUCGACUAGUUAACAUUACAAUUCGAAGGUAAUGCUGUUAUAAUUUUAGUUGCAUUUGGAUGAUAUUUCUGUUCAUACUUCAAUAAUACGAAAUUCUUCAGUUUGUCUACCAAUUGUUUUGAUAACAUGUCUUCUGAAAGCUGCAAGAAAUUUGAAUGUGAUGAGUGUAUGAAAACAUUUUCAAAAAAGAAUAAUUUAAACGAUCAUAUUUUAGCAAAACAUUCAAACACAAAGAAAUAUGUUUGUUCAAUUUGUAAGAAAUCAUUUUCUUACAAACAGUCAUUUAACAGGCAUAUGAAUGUUCAUAAAGUAGCAACUUCUAUUUACUCAUGUUCAGAAUGUGGUUAUAGUUCUCAGUUAAAAUUUAUGCUGACCCGGCACAUUAAGAGUGUGCAUCUGAAUAAAAAUGACAGUCUUUUCAAAGUAUCCUGUGUGUUUUGCAAUCACCAUUGCUCCAAAAGCAAUUUAUCCGCUCAUUAUGUGCUCUGCCACCCAACAGAAAUUGUUAGUGAACAAUUAAAGUUUGAUAGCCUAGAUGAAUUUUAUGCAUGGAAGUAUGAGGUUGAAGAUCAAGAUAUUAGCAGGUUUGUUAAAGCUCGGACGACAUAUGUUGGUAUAUCUGGUUCUAAACAUUUAUUUUUUAAAUGCCACCGUGAUGGAAAAUAUAAGCCGAAAGGCAAUAACAUAAGAAAAUUAAAGUCCCUAGGUACCAAUAAAAUUGGUUCCUAUUGUCCAGCUAGAAUGGAUGUUAUGGUUGAAGGCAAUGAAGUUAGUGUACUUUAUAUUAAAACACAUAUUGGCCAUGACUUAGAACCAAAACGUUUAACUCUAGCCAAAAAUGAGAAAGAUUUCCUUGCUGAACAAUUAACAAUGCCUAAUACUAAUUACAAUGAUAUUCUAAAUGUUGUUAAAACCUUAAAUUCAACUAGUCGUUUGCAUCAUUUAACAAGAAAAGAUUUAGUUACAAUUAAUAGUUCUAUAAAAGAAGCUGCAAAAAGAAAUAAUACAAUGAUUCAAAACAAUGAUAAACUAGAAGAUACGGCAGAAAUAAACAAUGUCUUUGAUGGAGAUUUGGUAGAUUUAUUUAAUGAUCAAAAUCACAAAAAAUCACCACUUGUAUUAAACCCAGAGAAUGAUUGUAUGGGAUCUGAUAAACAAGACAUUGUUGUUGCAAAUAAUACUAUACUGACUUCAGAUCAUUUAGAACUAAAAAAUAGUUAUACAAAUAAAAUCCAACCUUUGUAUGAAUUAAAUGUUGAUCAACAAAUAAUUGAAUCAAAUGAACAAAUACCAAUUUUAGAGUUCAAUCAUGAAAUAUUGGAGGGCAAUCAAGUUAUAGAUUACCAACAACAAUUGACAAAUAUUGAAAAUGAGAGAAUUAGUAUAAUGGAAAAAAUGAAGUUGAUAGUCAAUCAAAUUACUUGCAAUGAUGAGUUUGCCAUUGUUCAUCAAGGAUUAAUGAAUAUAAUGAGCACAAUUGAUGAAAGAAGGAAUGCAAUUGAUCAAGCGGUAGUCAAUGGAGAUUUAGACAAUAUAAUGAUAUUUGAUGAAAGUAUUUUACAAAAACAAUGCCAGUAAUAUCAGAUGUUCCAUUUUCCCCUGCUUGUCGUUUCAUGUCACUUGGUUUUAAAAUUUCUCGCUUCAAUUAUUUUUCGGUGCUUAUAUCAUACAGCAAUGAAAAUUCCUCCUGUG